Molecule: messenger RNA, 5754 nt
Organism: Acanthoscelides obtectus
Lineage: Eukaryota; Metazoa; Arthropoda; Insecta; Coleoptera; Chrysomelidae
Source: the annotation of a GenBank genome assembly
CGCUACCGAUUUUGCCAGGUCAAGCGAUGGUGCUAUCCUGUAUCGGUUUGUGUUUUUUGUACUCAAAGCAACAGUAGCAGGUGUAAGGUCAUGAACCUUGUUCAAUGUAGAAUUCUUAUUUUAAAUUCAAUGAAAGGUCACAGUGAAUUUUAUUUGCUGGCGAAUACUACCGCAAAAUUAUGUAAAAAAUUGUGAGAGGCAGCUAAAGGUCUGUACUUCGUAAAUGGCAUUCGCUAGUGUUUACAAAAUAUAGGAUGGAUAUGGAUCAAAGCAUCAAAAACGAAAUGUUAUCCGAGCAAAGCAUUAAAAGCGAAAUGUUGGCAGAAAAAAACAGGAACAACAGCAACAAUAUGUGCUUAAAUUUAGAGCUCUGUGUGGUCUGUGGAGACAGGGCAUCUGGGAGACACUAUGGAGCUAUUUCCUGUGAAGGUUGCAAAGGUUUCUUCAAAAGGUCCAUACGCAAGCAAUUAGGGUAUCAAUGCCGAGGUAGCAAGAAUUGUGAGGUUACCAAACACCACAGAAAUAGAUGCCAAUAUUGCAGACUGCAAAAAUGUCUGGCAUGUGGGAUGAGAAGUGAUUGUAAGUUAACACUUAAGCAUUUACCUAAUAACUGUUCUUUGAAAGCUGAUAGAAACUGUAGCAUUCAAAUCGACAAACUCCAGAAAUGUAUGGAGUACGAUCACCAUAGAGAUUCCGUACAACAUGAGAGGAAACCAAUAAUAGAUAAGAAAGAAUUCUCAAACAGUGAUGUCAAGUUUAACCAAACCACAGUUAAUGCUAUUAACAAAAUAUUUAUCAGAAAGGAUCUUAAUACUGACACAAGAUUUAUGCCUAAUCCAUUCUGUCCUAGCGAUCUGGUAUUCUUGAAUAAAAGAUUUGCAAACAAUACUACGUCAGAGAUUCCAUACCAUCUCUCUCCCAGUCAUGCCAGUAUUGAAGAUGAUGUGUCCAUGGACAGUACCAAUACUGGAACAGAACUUAGUGAUGCAAUAUCCACUGCUCGUGAUAAGCAGUUAAUUUCAAAAGCUCUUGACACAAUGGCUCGUGUCCAGUGUUUGAAUGGAACAGAUUUAAGUGCCUUAGCAACUGACGAGAAGUGUUUUGACUAUGAAGGGCCUAUUCUUCAAGAUCAACACGUUGUUUUCAACCUGCAAAUUCCCGGACCUGUACCUCCAUAUUUGAAUAUUCAUUAUAUUUGUGAGAGUGGGUCACGUUUAUUGUUCUUAUCUGUGCACUGGGCUAAAAAUAUUCCAGCUUUCCAGUUUCUAAGUUCUGAAACUCAAGUAUCCCUACUACGCAGCUGUUGGCCAGAACUAUUCACUCUUGGACUAGCCCAGUGCUCACAAUUGCUGUCACUGUCUACAAUUCUAUCAGCAUUGAUCAGUCACUUGCAUGCAUCGAUAGCACAGGAUAAAAUGCCUGCAAGCAAAGUGAAGCAAGUCACUGAUCAUAUUGUGAAACUGCAAGAUUAUGUGACAAGUAUGAACAGACUGCAAGUCAGUGAACAUGAAUAUGCAUAUUUGAAACUGAUCACGUUAUUUUCUGCUGAUCAGCCUGAUAUUCUGUUGAAGAAGCAGUUGGAGAUUUUCCAGGAAAAAUCUUUCCAAGGACUUAGAAGCCACGUUGCCGGGAAUGCACCAGAUGAUAGCGAUCGUUUUCCAAGGUUAUUGCUGCGCCUUCCGCCUUUGCGUGGUUUGGAUUCUGCAAUACUGGAAGAACUUUUCUUUGCUGGCCUGAUUGGGCAAGUUCAAAUUGACAGUGUGAUUCCCUAUAUUUUGAAAAUGGGGAGCACUAUUUCUACACAGGCAAAUAGCAGGCAGGUUAAAACAGAACAUGAUGAGUUUCUAUGUAAAUAAUUAAUUACUCGAUUUUUCAUCAAAUUUUACAGAAUCAGUUUGAUCUAUUCAUUAACCGACUUAUGAGAAAAGUAUUAUUAGAUGUUAAUUUUAGCUUUGCAGUGCAAAUUUUUUAGGGAGAUUUUUCGUUUUUAUCAAAAUAUGUAGGGAAUUUAAAUACAUUAGAUAAAAAUAGUCACUUGUUAUUGUAUGCCAUUCUUUCAUUAAAUAAUUUCAGUUUGUAGUAAUAUUGAAUUAAACCUGUUUUAUAUAAUCACAUGGUGCAAAGUGUUUAUUGAAUGGGAACAGUGAUAAUUCUAAUGAGCUUGAAUAUAUUCUGUAGGAUGCGUGGAUACUGUUUAUUCUUAAGUCUAAAUUACCUGAUGAUAACAAUAACUAAUAAUUUUGAAAUUCGUAGAUUUCUAGAUUUUUCGUGCAAUUUGUAGGGAAUGUUCACUCAUCAUGUUAAAUGCUUUAGAGAUGUGCAAUUAUUUUAAAAUUAUAAUGGAUAGUUUUUUGUUUUCCGGAAGUUACAAAUCUGUAUCUAAGCAGCCAAAUAUCAUUGAAAAAUAUCAAUGAUACUACUCCAAAAAUUAAGGGAGCAAGAAAGAAAUUCAAUUUUUUCAGGGAUUUUUGACAGGAUGUAUUUCGGUGAAAAAAGUUGUCUAGAUUUUAGAAAGAGGAGCAAAAUUUUUGUAUCAAAAUACCGUGUAAACUGGUUGAAAAUGGAAAAAUCAUUUUUCUUUUAUUGUCACUAUUGAAUAUCUGUAACACCUUCAAUUUUAAAAAUGGUCGGCUUUUUGAAAAAAGGAACUCGCCCAGAAAAACAAUUAUUACUGAGCAAUUAUGCUUUAAAGUUUUGACAAUGAUAAAAAAUUCAUUUUAGACCAAAAUCGAUUUUAAUUAAUGGCAUUCUAAAGGCUUUAAAUAUGUAUAUAUAUUAUAAGACUAAACAAUUUAUAAGUUAUACUAAUAAAUUAUUUUCCUAAAUUGUAGAUUUUCCAUGUUUAGUGUGUUGGUUCCUUUCUACAAAAAGCCGUCCAAAUAGCAAUUGGAAAAAUUAUAUUCUUUUAUUCAUGGAAUAUUCCAAAAAACAAAAAUAUUAACCAGGGGCGGAACUAGAAAAUAUUCAGUGUUCCGUCGGACCGAAAUCACCGAGAAAUUUGGAUUUUUUCUUGGUCUCUUAAUUUUUUUAAGUAGUGUAUAAGAAAUCUCAGGUAACUGACUACCUUUUUAGUUUGAUGGCAUUUUUUCGCAGUUGAGUAAUUUGAUCCAGAUCAGUAUUGAUUAACUGCUUAAAUAAACUUAAUGCAGAAUGAGGUGUUUUGUGCACCCGGUCUCCGUUGAAUAUGAAACCCUUUUCAAACUAUACUUUCUUACUUUACCAAAGAAUGAUGAAUCAUUUUCAAUGGAACAUAAUUUAGUUGCAUCUAAUAUUUAUUCUAGACGGUUUUAAGUUAGUUUGUAAUGAAAUGUCAUGUACUUAAACGUUCAUUUGUAUAUUUUUGUAUUAAUAGCUUUUUAUUUUGAAGUUUCAAAGUAGAAUACGUAUUUUUUGUUCAAUGUAAAUAAUUUAUAUUUAUACACAAGAUGUUCAGUUGGAAUUUAUAUCCAUAUAUAUAUAUUUCACUUGGAAUGUCUGAAACUAUGCUAUCCUAGCUAAUACAUUUUUUGCCCAGUUUGCAUAAUUGUGCAGUUUGUUUUACACUAUGAAUUUCUUGUACUUAUGUUGAUGUGAUUAUCACUUGUAAUUGUAUUGGAUUAGAUUAAUGUGGAGAGACUACACUCUACUCGUAGUAGUCUUUGGCGUUUUAUCUCAGUCGUUUUUACAGGGUUUCAAGGUUAAAAAACCAUGUUUCUUUACUGCUGCACUUUGUUAGCAGACUAUAUUUUUCUCAUUUUACUUCAGGCACGGAUUCAGCAUCACAUCUUUGGGAGCAAGUAGUGUGGGUUUCCUACUUUCAGGGGUUAUUGUCAAUACUUUUAUGCUUCCCUCCCAGUUUUUUCCUCCUAUCCUCUUCCUUUUUCCUUUCCCGUUCCUCUCAUUCUUUCCCUUUUCCUCAUUUCUUCCUGCAAGUCUGAGGUGCUGGCACCAUUUCCCCCCACGGAUCCGUGCCUACUUUACUUAUAAUAUUGAAUAAAAAUAUAGCUUGUAGCUUAUUGUUGUACAGGGUAAUUCGUCAUGUGAUGUUAUCUUCAGCUCGGGUAAAUGCAUGAAGCUCUCAAAUCCUAUGUUUUUCUUCAUGUUUCAGUCGAAUAUCGUGAAUAUCGAUUACAAGGCAAGUCUUGCUUUGGCUAAUUCGGUAAAUUGCCCUAUUAUAAUUUGACAUGUGACACCCUGUAUAUAAAUGAUCGAUAAAGUUUGUCCUCCAGAAAAUUUGAUGUGUUAUGCAAAUCACUAGUUUUGAUUCUUCCUCGUUAUUUUGUUAUACAGGGUGUCCCAGAAAUAACACGCCAGCGUGACACGGGAGGUAGAUUGGCUUCAGAUCAAUCAGAUAAAAUCAACAUGACCUUAGUAAAAGUUUUAUAGUUUUCCAGAUAUUGCUACUUUUAAGUUUUUUCAAAAAAUUCCCAGUUUAUGCUCCUUUUUUGCCUGUUAUGACUAUAAAAAACUUCUAACUUAUGAUUUUUUUGGGGGGCUACAUCCGAGUAUUCAUUCAGUUGAAAACUAGCACGGUAUGCUAAAAAAAAACUAAAUUUACAUUUGGUUUCAAUGCGAAAACCUUUACUAAAGAUCAACUAAUUAAUGAGAAAAAAAUGUAAAAGACUGAAUCACCAAAUGACAUUUAAAACUAGCUAUUUAAUGCUCUUUCAAAAGUAGUAUAACAUUUGUAGGUUUUUUACUAAAAACUGAAAAAUUCCAACUUCUGUCAUUGAAGUCAUAAUACUUGCGAAAUACUAUAUUAAAAAAUAGUAACUCUCUUAUACACAACCUGCAUCUUCUUAAAAAUUGUCCUUUUAAACGCCUCAAACUUAAAUCGGUUAUUUUGCGUGCUGCUUGACGGAUUCGAUGACGCAGUUCAUCGGCUAAUCGAACUGGUUUUCCAUGGACAUUAUCUUUUAAACAUCCCCAGGAAAAAACCCAGAGGGUUCAGGUCUGGUGGGUGUAGGGGGCACAAAAUUGAUCCUAGCCAGCCAAUACAUCUUGUAGUGAAUGUUUCAUCAAGAUAUCCCCUUACUGCACUAGCAUAGUGUGCAGGUCACCCAUCAUGCUGUAACCACAACUUCUUUUUGUCACGAGAGGCACAUCUUCCAAAAGAAUGGGUAAAUGAUGUUGCAAAAAAUCUAAGUAAAUUUAAGUUUUUAAGUUCAUUUACCGUUUCAGUCUGGUACAUUUUUUUCACAGUAAUUAGUCAAACUUUAGUAAAGGUUUUCACAUUGAAACAAAAUGCAAUAAGUUUUUUUAGCAUACUGUGCUAGUUUUCGAUGAAAUGAAUACUAGGUUGUCUCAACCAACUAUUAAUGGUAGCCCAGGAGAAAAAAAUCAGCUUGAAGUUCUUUAUAGCCAUAACAGGAAAAAAAAGAGCAAAAAGUAGUGAUUUCUUGAAAAAGCUUAAAAGUGGCAAUAUCUCGAAAACUAGAAAACUUUUACUAAGCUCAUUUUGAUUUUAUCUGAUUGAUCUACAAUCUACCUCCCGUGUCACCCUGUAUAAUUCAGUGGUAAAUAGGAAAUUAAAAACCAAAAAUAAAUAAUUGCUCUGUAUAAUAAAUAUUGUUUGUAAUUUGUGCAAUUUGCAUUUUUUGACGUGAUACAGUGACACAUAAACGUAGUUAAAUACCAUUAAAAGACAGGUGAAAUCGUUUGUUUACUAGAAAACAAGUUUUAUUAAAGAAAAUUUGAUUCUAAUGAUUUUAUGUUUGCCUUCUUAACUACGGUCAUGCUUUUAGGUGAAAGUGCCUUUGAAAUUAUAAAUGACAU